Messenger RNA from Exophiala dermatitidis NIH/UT8656, 798 nucleotides. RefSeq lists its product as uncharacterized. The coding region runs from base 1 to 798 and encodes 265 amino acids. The transcript has a single exon. The record is from RefSeq and is a predicted model, not a curated record. NCBI's taxonomy places the organism in Eukaryota, Fungi, Ascomycota, Eurotiomycetes, Chaetothyriales, Herpotrichiellaceae.
AUGAAUGUUAUUGCGGGAAAGCAGAAGCCGAAGGCGGGCGAUGCAUUCCCCUCGGACUCAUCUCCGACCAAUUCAAGCUGGCCGCCUGAGAAACGCGAACACCGCGAACACGAGACCAGCCGAUCGAUCAGGGGCACAUAUCAACUUUAUGACUUGCUGGAUUUGUCUACGACCAGCGGCAGCAUCUUUGUGACGAUCGAAGUGCAACCAGGCGACAAACCCUCUGUUCUUCGUCUCGCCAGUAAGUCAGGCAGUGUGCGUGUUCGCAUGGUAACUGGGGGUGGAUUGUUCCGCAAACCCACGGUUGUACCAAAAGCAGCGCAAGAACGGAUCUUGCAGACCGAUAUCUCCACUCAUUCGGGCAGCGUGAUUGGAAAUGUUAUUGUGGGUAAUGGUGGCUCGCUUCGCAUUGACACUCACUCAGCGUCCGUCUCGGUCGACGUAUUCACGUUCGGCGUGUCGGAACACCACGCUCCCUCCAACAUUUCCACAAGUACGCAGUCCGGUAGUCAAAAUAUCCAGGUCAUUGCGCCGUCGGGAUCCACAGAGGCCGUGAGAGCCAUUGAUGCUUCUCAUACUGUCUUGGGGAGUGGGAGCAUGAAUAUCCAUUAUCCGAGUAAGUGGGAAGGUACCGUGCAUAUUCUGCAACAAGGGUCCGGCUACAUCUCAGCCAGUGGCGAUGGACUGCUCGUGCGCAAGGAGAGUGGUCGCGAGAUCUUUGGAUAUAAAGGACAGAAGGAAGGAAGGAAGAUUGAGAUCUUUGAGCAGGGGAGUGGAAGCGUCAGAUUCCGCUGUUGA